This is a messenger RNA of Sinocyclocheilus anshuiensis, 955 nucleotides long. RefSeq lists its product as uncharacterized. NCBI's taxonomy places the organism in Eukaryota, Metazoa, Chordata, Actinopteri, Cypriniformes, Cyprinidae. The record is from RefSeq and is a predicted model, not a curated record. Gene Ontology annotation, molecular function: transcription coregulator activity. The annotation marks the transcript as partial. Gene Ontology annotation, biological process: regulation of DNA-templated transcription. Gene Ontology annotation, cellular component: histone deacetylase complex. The transcript has 4 exons.
AUGGUCUUUCAGAGCUACAACUUCCGGUUUCUGGCAAGACUUGUGUCAUUGUGUGUAUAUUGUUGAAAUGGCCUCGUAGUUUGUAGCGCGUCAAAUCUGCAGUUUCGGCGCGGACAAGGUCGGUUCUGACAGUUCGGCUGCUCCAGUGAAGUCUUCAGCGAACCGGAUCCGAAGCGUCGCGGAGAUUCUCGUUCUGGUCGCUUCGCUCGGCGAGCCGUUCGUUCAUCCGCGGCUCUUCAGAACGCAUCGAGUUUGUGUCUCAGCUGCGUUAAACUCGACCGCCUCUCCCUGGAAGUGCCCGUUAUGAACGGGUUCAGCACGGAAGAGGACAGCCACGACGCGCCGCCCGCGCCGCCCUUCUUCGGCCAGAGCUGCUGUCUGAUCGAGGACGGGGAGCGUUGCGGCCGCGCGGCGGGGAACGCGUCCUUCAGCAAGCGCAUCCAGAAGAGCAUCAGCCAGAGGAAGCUCAAGCUGGACAUCGACAAGAGCGUUCGGCAUUUGUACAUCUGUGAUUUCCACAAGAACUUCAUCCAAAGUGUUCGCAACAAGCGCAAGAGGAAGACCAGCGAUGAUGGAGGAGAGUCGCCCGACCACGAUGCUGAAGUGCCGGAGGUAAACCAGGGUUCAUCUGCAUCAUGCUGCUGCAGCAUCAGCGCCAGCUUUGUGUCACAGCUGUUAUCGAGACCAUACAAAAUAUUACAUUAUUUGGUUAUGUAUGCUGCAGAAAACCUUCCCCAGGUUACUGUUCACACAGAUGCCUUGGUAGCUGUUGGGCUCCAGUUUGUCUCCGUUCUUGUGAAUGGGGCUGAUGAGGCCCUGGUUCCAGAUCUUAGGGAAGAACCCUACACACAGAACAUCAUUGAAGAGUUUGAGGAUGGCCAGUUUGAAGCUUUGCUCUGUGUGUUUCAGCAUCUCGUUCAGGAUGCCGUCAACGCUUUCUUGGGCUCGAGGACCU